Molecule: messenger RNA, 811 nt
Organism: Neoarius graeffei (lesser salmon catfish)
Lineage: Eukaryota; Metazoa; Chordata; Actinopteri; Siluriformes; Ariidae
Gene: grp
Product: gastrin-releasing peptide
Exons: 3
Coding region: 79-525 (148 amino acids)
Biological process (GO): neuropeptide signaling pathway
Molecular function (GO): neuropeptide hormone activity
Source: RefSeq, a predicted model, not a curated record
CACACGUGCAUACACAUACACGCUCCCCGGCACUGAUCAGUAGCAGUAGUAGAAGUCCAGCCAUCUCUCUUCAUCACCAUGUGCGUCCUGUGGAGAUACAGACUUACAGCCAUGUCGGUGUUGAGUGUGUUGAUGUUUUUCCUUGGUUGUGAGGCUCAGCUGCAUAAUGAGGCACAGAGCGGCAAAUUAGUGUACGCACGCGGAAACCACUGGGCUGUGGGACACCUGAUGGGUAAGAAGAGCAUCGACGAGACGCUGGACUCGGACGACCCUGACGUCAAUGCUCAGGCUUAUUUAAUCACAGCAGAAUCUGACACACACACAAAGCCAUCCAGACUGCUGAAGGCUCUCAUCAAGGCUCUGGCUGGACCAGAGAGAGAGACAGAAGACAAGAUGGAACGACAAGAACUUUUGAUGGAGCUGAGGAGACAGUGGGAAGAGCAGCUGGUAAGAGAGAAGGAGAUCAACCAGGCAGAGAGGUUUUUGUUACUGGCGUUAAAUACAAGAGAUGCAGACGCUAGCUGAAGAUGUGCAUCGCAUCUGAUUCUUAAUCCAAGAUUCUGCAGUUGGAUGCAGUUGAGAAACAACAGCACUGCGUCACAGUCGACUUUGUUUGAAAAUUGUUUGAAAAUAAAGAAACACCUAAAUCACACUUUCUGUUCAUUCCACAUUGCAUUAGUUCACAAAGAACUUCUGUUUGUUUGGUUUUUUUGUAAAUUAAUCUAAUCCUAUGCCAUUGUUUUAUAGGUCUACGUAUAUAACUAUGUUCUUCUGAAUUGUUUGUGACUGGUGUUUCGUCAAAUGUAUUCAA